UGUGGUGUAAGAUCGACAAAACUUGUUAUUCAAAGUAUGAAUAGUAUGAAUUAAUAAGUUUGUUUACAUAUAGCUUGUUUAAUUUUAUUAAUGUGAUGGUAUAAAACAAAUUAUGGAAAAUCCCCUGACGGAUGAAAAUCUUAAUAAUGAUUUUCUGUCCCAGUCGUAUCACCAAGGUAUUGAAAGGAUUACAGGAGCCAAAAACAAACUAGGUAAUUUUCAAGUACCUGCAAAACUCUUUAAGAAUAGAGUGAAAACCUGGGACAAUUUGUUUGAUAAAUAUUCAGAACAAAUGUCAGAUGAUAUAGAAUUAAAUGUAAUGACUUUGGAACCUGAAGAAGAUGAAGAAGAAUAUAAUGAGAAAGAAUAUAGCUAUGGACAGCGAGUACCUAUGCGCAAACCAGCAACAUUGGUACAGUAUUGGAUAAAUACUGGAAAUACACCUUAUAAAGCACUUCUUGACAAAAAAGAAUUAUCUGAAUCUGGUACAUCUUUAAGUGAGGAAGAAAUUAUUUCCCCAUCAUGUUCUUCACUUUCAAACAAGGUAAAUGAAAGUGAUAAAAACAAACAUGAGAACAACACGUCUUUCAGUUCUGUGGAUACAGCAGCUUAUAUAUUAUCAAAUGCAAAUAUUACAAAAAAGGCAGAUAUUGUAGCUAUCAUAGAAGGUGCAAAAUCCAAUGGUGUUAAAUCUUCAGAAAAUGAUUGUGUUAAUGGUGCAAAGCUUAAAUGUAACGAUAAAAACGAUAAAACAGAGUGUAUAGAGACUAUAGUGACUGACCAUGUGAUACGUAAUGAAAACAGUAAUGAUGUUUCACAUAACGAUUUUCAUCUUUCAAUGGAAAAUGUAACAACAGAAACUAAUAAUCAAUUGGACAUUAAUACAUUAGUAUCUAGUAGCACAACACAGCCUGAGGUAUCCUCACCGAGUUCACUUUGUGAUUCAUUAAGUAAAACAAAUGCCUUGAGUACUAGUCAAACCAAUUUAAACAAUAUUGUAUCAAUUUUUCGACAUUUUAACAAGGCAUCAAAACGAUUGUCCAUAGAAGAUAAAAGUAAGGACACUUCAGGUAAAAGUAAAACUUCAAGAGAACAUAGUUUCAGUGAGAAACCAGUUUCAGUAGAUAUGGAGGAAACUGUUGGGAAAGAUGCUAAUCUAAUGCCGCUUCAUCGUAAGAAAUUGUAUACUGGUAGGAAUUCUCCUGUAGAUUUGAUACUAUUUGAAAGACACAGUACUGAUCUAAAACAGUCUAACUCAUCUAAUACUAAGUUAAAUUCACAUCCUGCUUUAGAUCCAGAUAAUUCGUUUAGAAAAGAAAAAUCUGUAGUUCACAAAGAUAAAAAUAAGCGGUCUAUUUCCAACAAAAAAACUCUUGACUCUAAAAAAGUUCGGGCUAAAAGAAGGAGAAAGCGUUCUGUUUCUGACAAAAAUAUUACCAAUGAUGGAGCAAAUAUAUCAAAUAAUAAUAAUACUGUAAAUUCCGUAGUUGACAAUUCCUUACAGAAUUUAUUGGCUUCCCCUAAUAAUGUAGACAAAAGAGACAAUGAUAAUUUAAUCAUGAACAAUGAUAUUAACGUGUCAAUGAGAAACAUAAUACAAAAAUACAAUUUAACUUUCUUUGAUUUAAAUCCAGUAGUUUCCUUAGAGCAGAUUCCAUCUCUCAAAAUAUAUAAGUCGACAUCUGCCCAGAAAGAAGAUAUUACGCAAGAAAACAGAGUCCAUAAUGAUCCAUGUAUAUUAAAAUUACAUCACUCUAACAAGGAAAAUUUGGAAUUGAUGUCGAUGAUCACUGAUCAUCCAAGUAACCAAAGUACUAUUCUUAUUUGUGAAUGUACCAGUGCCGCAUUGCAAGAUUCUUCAUCUUCAUAUAGUUCUUUCCACCUGAGACUAAGUACUGAAGAGUAUGGUUCUGUUAUGAAUGUAGAAGGGAACAACAAAAAAUCGACGAAUUUGAAAAAUGGCAAUAUGAAUCAGAUCAAGGAAGCAUUUGUAAUACUAGAGCAAAUACCACAAUUGAUAAUUGAGAAAUAUACAAAUACAAGGCAGAUCACAAAUCAAAAUAUGAAUGACAUUCAAAAUGUGAAUGAUGAUCUUUCUAUUAGAUCAGAAAGGCUACGAAAUAAGCGUAAAAUGGAUUCCUCGAACUCGCAUAAAAUAAAUAUUAAGGAUUACAUCAAAUCUCGGGAAGUUAAAGUUGUAUUAGAGCGAUUACCAGCGGAUAUUGAUUUUAAGAGAAGUAGCAAUGAUCUAAAUAUGAGUCUUCCUGCUGAUAAGAAUAAAAUUUCGCAGGAUAAAAACAUGAAUAAUAAAAAAGAAAAAUCUAAAAAUAUGAUUGGAAGUCCGGAUGGUGAAAGUAAAAGGAAACGUGUUCGAAGGAUUAAAAAAAUUAACAAUCGUUAUUCAUUAAGAAUACAUAACACAUCUAAAAAAAGUUCUGGUAAAAUAAACAAUACGUCCAGUGAUUCUGCAAAGCAUGAUAAUAAAAUUUCUGAUAAAACAGAAUCAAACUUCACAUUACGGUAUAAAAAUCAUGAUAGUCGAAUAAGCCGGGCCAAGCGUAGAAAAUUAUCAGUUUUAAAUAUCUCAUCAGACGAGGAAGAUUUUGUCCGAUUGAUACAACCUCUCGAAAAAAAAUCGAAAACAUUAAUAAAAGACGAAACAGGCAAAACUCAUAUUACAAAAAAAAGUUUAUAUGACGAGGCUAAAUUAGUUAGUACGAACAAAGAUAAACGUAAAUCCAGUGAAAACACAAGCACAAUAAUUUAUUCUUCAGAGCGGAAUAAUUUGAGAAAGGUCAAUAGAUCGAUAAGACGGAGAAAUAGGCGAAGUGACAUUGAAAAGAAAUCCUUUGACAGUGAUGCGGCAUCAUCAAGUCACUCUUUCCAAAUGUGCAAAGAGAAUGCUAAGAGAAUCUCGCUCUUCCCAAACAGGAGUGGUAGUAAUGAUAGUAGUGAUAGUAGUGAGAGUACCAAUAAUGUAAAUGGACGACGAAAAAGUUAUGUGUUUUCUAACAGUAAAAAUAUAAGCAAAAGUAACGAAAGACAUCUAAACAAAGUGAUCAAGAAGAAUGGGAUAAAUCGUAAGGAUGAUACUUGCGUCACACUCUUCCAAACUAAAACAUUCAAUACACAAUCCUCAGAUUCUGAUAGAAGCAACAGUGAUAUCACACCUAAUCAUAAGUCAACAACUAUUUCCGUACAUGACAAGGAAAGACUUUAUAAUGGUUCUCAUGCGAAAAUGCAUACUAGUAAACGAUCAGAUUCAUUAGAUUCUAUCAAAGGACGCAAUAUUGUAAACAGAAUGCACAAUAAAAGAAAGAUAUUGAAAUCAUCAGUUCACACAGUAGCUAACACAAACGAACAAUUUGACGAAAAGCUUAAUAAUAAUAGUAUUACGAUGAGAACUAUGCCUAAUUUCUCUAUUAUAAUAAAUGAUAUACGAGACGCACUCGUACAAAAAGAUAACAAACUUUCAGAUACUUCCUUUCAGAGUAAUGACCAUAAGUUACGAAAUAGACAGAUACUUGAGAAACAUAAUUUGAAAAAUUCACAAGUCAGUCAGCAAUGCAAUGUUGAAUCUGCAAUAAACAAGACAUUGGUAUUUCAGACAAAAAGUUACUAUGAUUCGGAUUCAAGCGAGUAUUGUUAGCAUCUACUCUAUAUAACUUCGUGAUAAUAUUUAUCAUAUAUAUUUAUGUAAAAUUUAUAAAUGUACAAAAGAGAUUCGAUAUAUAAAUUUAUUGUGUAAAACGUAAAUAAAUAUCAUCAAUAUGCGAGCA
This is a messenger RNA of Harpegnathos saltator (Jerdon's jumping ant), 3779 nucleotides long. Its product is annotated as dentin sialophosphoprotein. NCBI's taxonomy places the organism in Eukaryota, Metazoa, Arthropoda, Insecta, Hymenoptera, Formicidae. The transcript has 3 exons. The coding region runs from base 113 to 3649 and encodes 1178 amino acids. The record is from RefSeq and is a predicted model, not a curated record.